GCGAGGUCUGGCCCUUGAAGAGGAGGAGUAGCUCUUACUGUGUGUGUGUGUGUGUGUGUGUGUGUGUGUGUGUGUGUGUGUGUGUGUGUGUGUGUGUGUGUGUGUGUGUGUGUGUGUGUGUGUGUCAGAGUCAGAGGAGCUGGGGGAAUUUCACACACACUCAGAGGCAUGGAGCUGCAUUCGUUUAAACCUGGACAACACAAACACAACACUCAGGCAGCAAGUUGCGCAAAAUGAUCUAAAGGACAAACCGGGCUUUACGCUGGAAUUCAGGAACUAGGAAAUAAUCAAAUCCGUUUAUUUUCUACUUUUCAUUUUAAAAACCCGUAUAAAAAGUAAAUACACUUAUAGGAUUGCUAACGGAUAAUGCAUUAUAAGUUCUAACCCUUCGCCUUGUCACUUUUCUAAGCGGGGCGCACUGUGCUGCGUUCAACUGCUCUACUGUUUUGGCUAAAGUUUAUUAGUGAAGAGUUGUCGUGGUGUUUUUCUUUGUUGAAUUUCAUAUAAAAAAAACAAACAAAAUAAAUAAAGCGCAUUAUGGCCGAGCACGAAAGUUUGGAGUUUGGAAAGGCGGAUUUUGUUCUUCUGGACAAUGUGUCUUUGGAAGAGUUUCUGGCCAACCUUAAACUCAGGUUUGAAAAGGGUCGCAUUUACAGCUACAUUGGUGAGGUGGUGGUUUCGGUGAACCCUUACCGUGCCAUGAACAUCUAUGGACGAGACAUGGUGGAGCAGUACAAGGGCCGGGAGCUGUACGAGCGCCCGCCUCAUCUCUUCGCCAUAGCAGAUGCUGCCUACAAAGCCAUGAAGAGACGGAAUAAAGACACCUGUAUUGUUAUCUCAGGGGAGAGUGGUGCCGGAAAAACAGAAGCCAGUAAAUACAUCAUGCAAUAUAUAGCUGCUAUUACAAAUCCUAGCCAAAGAGCAGAAGUGGAGAGAGUGAAAAACACGCUUCUGAAAUCCAACUGUGUCCUAGAGGCUUUUGGAAAUGCCAAGACCAACCGCAACGAUAAUUCUAGUCGUUUUGGAAAAUACAUGGAUAUCAACUUUGACUUUAAAGGAGACCCUAUUGGUGGCCAUAUCAGUAAUUACCUGCUAGAGAAGUCUAGAGUGAUCUUCCAACAAGAAGGAGAGAGAAGUUUCCACUCUUUCUACCAGCUCGUGAAAGGAGCUCCAGAAUCUCUGCUGAGAACGCUGCACAUGCAGAAAGACCCUAUAGCUUAUAAUUACAUUAAAGUUGGAGGACAUACCAAGUCCUCCAUCAAUGACACUGCGGAUUUCAAAGCUGUAGCAGACGCUAUGAAGGUGAUAGGAUUCACCACAGAAGAGAUCCAGACUGUCUAUAAGAUCCUUGCUACCAUCCUGCACCUGGGCAACCUCAAGUUUGGCACUGAUGGUGAUGUGACUCUUAUUGAGAGCUCGAAGUUAGUUGCAGUGAUUGGGGAUUUGCUAUCCACUAAAGAGGAGAAUGUGGAGAAGGCACUGCUCUACCGCACUGUGUCAACUGGCCGCGAUGUCAUUGACAAGCAGCACACAGACAAAGAGGCCAGUUACGGCCGGGACGCUCUGGCCAAGGCUAUUUAUGAACGCCUCUUCUGCUGGAUUGUGGGAAGAAUUAAUGACAUUAUUGAAGUGAAGAACUAUGAUGCUAAAAUCCAUGGGAAGAACACCGUAAUUGGUGUGCUGGAUAUCUAUGGUUUUGAGAUAUUUCAAAACAACAGUUUCGAGCAGUUCUGCAUAAAUUACUGCAAUGAAAAACUCCAGCAGCUUUUCAUUCAGCUGGUGCUCAAGCAAGAGCAGGAGGAGUACCAGCGCGAGGGCAUCCCAUGGAAACAUAUCGAUUACUUUAAUAAUCAGAUCAUCGUGGACCUAGUGGAGCAGCAGCAUAAGGGGAUCUUUGCUGUGUUGGACGAAGCGUGUAUGAAUGUUGGAACGGUGACUGAUGAGGUUUUCCUACAGGCACUCAACAACAAACUGGCCAAACACGUUCAUUACACCAGCCGCAAGCUCUCCCCUACUGACAAGAGCCUUGAGUUUGACCGAGACUUUCGCAUUCGCCACUAUGCAGGUGACGUGGUCUACUCUGUGGUGGGCUUCAUUGACAAGAACAAGGACACCCUUUUCCAGGACUUCAAGAGGCUGUUGUACAACAGCUCGAACCCGGUUCUAAAGGCCAUGUGGCCAGAGGGAAAGUUGAGCAUCACUGAGGUCACCAAGCGUCCUCUCACAGCUGCCACACUCUUCAAGAACUCAAUGAUUUCACUAGUGGAGAAAUUGGCAUCUAAGGAACCAUACUAUGUUCGCUGCAUCAAACCCAAUGACGUGAAAUCCCCACUGCUGUUUGAGUAUGAACGCUGUAAGCACCAGGUAGAGUACUUGGGCCUGCUGGAGAAUGUCCGUGUGCGGCGUGCUGGCUUUGCUAACCGUCAAACAUACCCUCGCUUCUUACAGAGGUAUAAGAUGAUUUCGGAGUUCACUUGGCCGAACCAUGACCUGCCCUCGGAUCAGGAGGCAGUGAAACGUCUGCUGCAAGGGUGCGGCUUUGAGCAUGAUGUGGCUUAUGGCAAGACGAAGGUGUUUAUCCGUACACCACGUACCAUCUUCAGCCUGGAGGAGCAAAGAGCCCAAAUGGUGCAAAGGAUUGUCCUCUUUCUGCAGAAGAUAUGGCGUGGCACUAUUGCUAGGAUGCGCUACCGUCGUAUGCGGGCUGCACUCAUCAUUCUGCGUGCAUAUCAGCGCUACAAGGUCAAGUCGUAUAUCCGAGAGGUGCACCGGCGCUUCCAAAACGUACGCAGCAUGAAGGACCACGGCAAGCACGUGAAGUGGCCCACACCUCCCAAAGUGCUGCGCAGGUUUGAGGAAGCGCUACGAAACAUCUACAACAGGUGGUGGGCAUGGACCAUCAUUAAAAAACUGUCUCCAGAGGAGAUGUUACAGGUCAGGGCUAAAGUGGCCACUCUGGAGUGCCUAAAGGGUCAGAGGGCAGACCUCGGCCUGCAGAGAGCCUGGGAGGGCAAUUACAUGAAGCGGGAUAGUCCUGAUUCAGCAUCUUCCUUCACUUUGGUGUCCAGUGACCUGCAGAGGAAAGACAAGUUCAUGAGAGUCCUCUUCUCCUGCAAUGUUCGCAAGAUCAACCACUUUAAUAAGGCAGAGAACCGAGCAGUGCUGAUCACUGAUCGUCACCUCUACAAGAUGGACCCUCUGAAACAGUACAAGCCCAUGAAGAGCAUCCCACUGUACAACGUGACGGGUCUGAGUGUGUCCCCUGGGAAGGAUCAGCUGGUGGUCUUCCACACCAAGGACAACCGGGACCUGAUUGUGUGUCUGCAGGGCAUGUUGCCAGCGGGCGAGAGCCGCAUCGGAGAGCUGGUUGGCACCCUGCUCAGCCAUUUCAAAAGUGAGAAGAGGAAGCUCCAGGUGAAUAUUGUAAGCCCCAUUCAGUGCAGUAUGAAUGGUCGAAAGUGUACCAUCGUGGUGGAGCCCAAGAUCAACCUAUCACAACCUGACUUCACCAAGAGCCGAUCAGGCUACAUACUUGCAGUGCCGGGCAACUAAAACACAGCCACUGUCAUCAAGUCCGGAAUUUCAAAAUGUAAGCCAUACUUCAUUGGCUAGAGAAAGAAAUUUCUCCAAAAUCAAACAUCUAGAGGUUAAAAACAAAUGUCCCUGAAUUUCACGUUUCUAUUCAGUAUAAUCAUAAAAACACAGGAUGAAUAAAAGAAAUCCUAAGUGAUUACAUACAUUACACUUAAGAAGUGCAUUAGUAAUAUGUGAUGUCAUGGUAGAUUUAUUUAUUUGCACUUUCAGCCAAAUAAAGGGACGGGCACUUAAGCCAUAUUUAAAAAAAAGAAAAACAAAGCGCACCAAGACAAAGCGCACGUUAUCUGGGGUGCCAUCUUGGUCAAAAUACAAGCCUUAGGAAUAUGCUAAUAAGAUGUAAUAUUUUGAUAAUGCUGGAAAGUGGGUUUUUUGUUGUUGUUGGUUUUUUGUUUUUUUUUGGCUGUUAUUCUUGUUUAAGGAGAAUAUUUCUGGUUUUAAUAUACUGUAGCAGACAUUUGGACUUUUGGUUAGUGUGGCUAGAUUAUAGCUUUAUGUACAUCACAGGUCUUAGUGGCCAUAUAGGAAAUAUUUCGGCUUAUUCAGUGUAUGUUUUGUAGAAGGAUGUGUUGAUCAUAUCCACAAACUUGCUGAGUGCUCAGAGAGGAGCAUAAAAAUCUCUCAUAACUUAAAUACUUGUCAUGCAUAUUUUCAGUCAUGAAACUUGCAAGAUGUUGUAUGUGGAUGUACAAGAAGAGAAAGUGAAGCACAGUUUAUAUAAAUCGUAUAUUGUUUAUAUACAAAGUCACUUUUGUGUAGGAAAUGAAAACAUUCUGCAGAGAACGUGAAUAUUUGCUUUUGUUUUCCAAGGAGCUGUUUUUUUUGUUUGUUUGUUUGUUUGCGGUAUACAUGAUUAAAGGGUAGCUUUGUUUUAGACGACAGUCUUUAAAACACUUUAAUAAAUCGAAGGAAGCCACAGUGUUUGUUGCUCAGCUCUGAACCUGCUCACACUUGAAAAUAUAAUAAUGAUCAAAGUUCUUCCUUGUGCAAUAUUAAUUCAAAGCAAACAUGUAGUGGGUUAGAGCUCACUUUUCACAAAGAAAGACACUGUUUGAAAGAUCAGAAUAUUGCUGUCUGACAGCAAAAAACAUUCCUGUUUUUUUUUUUUGUUUGUUUUGCUUUGUUUUGUUUUUAAGAAAAAGUUUUUCCUCACAAGCCACAAUGUAACGCCUUCGAUUAUUCAUAUUAUAUGCAUUAGUAUUGUAUAGUUUUACUGGAAAGUCCCAGCAUGUCUUACCUAGAUUUUGAGGUGGCUGAGGAUAGUAGUGAUAAAGUACUGAAGAAAUGUAAUGCUGGUCAUUCCAAGCUGCAUAUAUCAGCUUUAUAAUUACCCUUUAUUUGGGAGGGGCUUGAAGGUCUAGCACAUGUCUGUGGUAUAAUAUCCACUAUGCUGAUAAUAACCUGGUCUUAUUGUGCUGUAGCAUUAAAGCAUCGCUAAAUUUAGUGCCUUCUGUCAGUUACUUUAUUAACAUUUAAAAGUGAAUGUACAGGCUUGGAGCCAGCAGAGUUGUUGUGGCUUUGAAAGGAAAAGGCUAAAUGUAAAUUUUCAUCAUUAGCUCCUUUUUUCAGCCUACACGCUCUUGACUGAGCUUUGCUGCUCACAUCCGCUUCACAGACUGCUUACUUUUUCUUAGAUGGCUUUGCAUAUCAUCAUCACCUGUACUAGUUUACGCACUAUUUAUCCCCAUACCAUGCCAACCCUGUCAGGAACAACACACGUUUCUGUCUGGUUUUAAGACUUUUAGCUUACAGAUUCGUUAUCGGGCAGGUGCUACACACCAGGAUAACUCCCUGCUCAGGAGGAAAGGACCAAGCUUUUAUAGUGUACUCUACAUCAGUGCAGUACAGUAUAUACAAUGCUCAUUCAAGCAUCCCAUCAUUUUGCAUAUUGAACAUCAAAGAGGUUUAUUUUUGCCUCUGAAUUUAUUCUUUGUAUUUUUUUUUUAGUUCUCUGUUUCUAAUAUCAUGUUUGUAGAAUCAGAAUAGAUAUUGAUUGAGAAAUCUUGUACCAUUUUCCAACACCUUGUUAAAGAGUUAAGAUUGCAAUUUUGAAAAAUUUCUUCUAUUCACUCUUGAACUUUAGUCAUGAUAUUCUCUUAUUCUUGUUUAUAUGAUAUUUGUUUCUGGGCUCUUUUUCUUGAGGUGAAUUUCUGUGAUUUGGUUCAAUGCUGAAAUCGUCUGAAUGUUUGUCUCCUGUUCUAAUUUGUAUAAUUUUGCUCUUCCACCUGAUUAAUGUAUGUGCCUAAUUUUAUAUUUCAUUUAUUUAAUUAAUUCAUUGCUUAAUUUUGACACACAGAUUUUCAUCAAGUAAAGAGGGAACAUUAAUGAAUGUGUACUUUGUUUGAUGUUAGUCGUAAUUGGACAUUAAACUGGGCUUUUGAAUUGUA
This is a messenger RNA of Tachysurus fulvidraco (yellow catfish), 5981 nucleotides long. It is a transcript of the gene myo1d, whose product is annotated as myosin 1D. The transcript is spliced from 22 exons. Lineage: Eukaryota; Metazoa; Chordata; Actinopteri; Siluriformes; Bagridae. Gene Ontology annotation, biological process: vesicle transport along actin filament; actin filament organization. The record is from RefSeq and is a predicted model, not a curated record. Gene Ontology annotation, cellular component: microvillus; actin cytoskeleton; plasma membrane. Gene Ontology annotation, molecular function: ATP binding; actin filament binding; microfilament motor activity. The coding region runs from base 538 to 3552 and encodes 1004 amino acids.